Molecule: messenger RNA, 2236 nt
Organism: Scleropages formosus (Asian bonytongue)
Lineage: Eukaryota; Metazoa; Chordata; Actinopteri; Osteoglossiformes; Osteoglossidae
Product: vesicle-associated membrane protein-associated protein B-like
Exons: 6
Coding region: 171-914 (247 amino acids)
Biological process (GO): endoplasmic reticulum membrane organization
Cellular component (GO): endoplasmic reticulum membrane; plasma membrane
Molecular function (GO): FFAT motif binding
Source: RefSeq, a predicted model, not a curated record
CUGCUUCCUGCGUCGUCACUCGGCAGCGGCGAGCUCGCGCUGUUCUGGGUACAUCCCAGUGUCCGCGAGAUCGGACGGCUGGAGCGCGAGCGGGAGCGCGCCGGUCCCCUCUGCGGAGCGCAGCGGUUGCUCUAUCCUUAGGAGCGGGCAGACAGGGAGCGCGCGCGGACAUGGCGAGGCAAGAGCAGGUCCUGCUGCUGGAGCCACAGCACGAGCUCAGGUUCCGAGGUCCGUUCACCGAUGUUGUCACCGCGACGCUGAAACUCGCCAACCCAACGGACAAAAAUGUGUGCUUUAAAGUGAAGACCACUGCUCCGCGCCGGUACUGCGUCCGGCCCAACAGCGGCGUCAUCGACGCAGGGACUUCCAUCAACGUGUCUGUUAUGCUGCAGCCGUUUGAUUAUGAUCCGAACGAAAAAAGCAAACACAAGUUCAUGGUUCAGUCCAUAAUUGCUCCAGCUGACAUGACGGACAUGGAGGGAGUGUGGAAGGAGGCAAAACCAGAGGAUCUCAUGGAUUCCAAGCUUAGAUGCGUCUUUGAGCUUCCAUCAGAGAAUGAGAAAACGCAUGAUAUUGAUACCAACAAAGUGCUCUCCUCCAACCUAAAGUCAGAACCCUCCACGCUGUCUAAGUCGGUGAGCUCUUCCCUCGAUGAUGGCGAAGUGAAGAAAAUCAUGGAGGAGUGUAAAAGGCUGCAGAUGGAGGUCCAGCGACUACGCGAAGAAAACAAACAGUUCAAGGAAGAUGAUGGUCUUCGGCUGAGAAAGGGCACAUCGGUGUCUGCCUCUCCCUCUUCGUUUUCUCCGCCAGCCUCGGGUUCGAUGUUGAAGGAGGAGGGCCCGAACACCAGAGCCCUGGCCCUGUGCGUGGUGUUCUUUGUCAUCGGUGUCAUCAUUGGGAAGCUGCUCUUGUAGACAGACAGCUUCAGCAUGCCUCAUGGAUGAAACCAAGAAAUGGGCUUUGGAGUUCUGAUCAGAAUGCCAUAUCAUGUGCAUAGAGGUGAAUAGUUCAGUACUCAACAAAAGAAGGUAAUCCAAUAUAUAAUAAUAAUAAUUAAAAACAGUGACAGGUCUUGCUUUUUAAUAAUUGUGUAAUCCUUUGUGUCCUCCACCUCCCUUGCACAGACAGAAGUGAUCAAGGGGUAACAUUAGAGCGAAACGUGUACAGCGAAACCAAUAAAUCGAAAGACUCUAACGUUACUGUUAGCAAGGCUUUUCUAAAAAUCAAACACUAAUGUGGCCGAUGGAGUCGGGUUCGAUUGAGUUGAAAUGGCAUCGCGUGGUUCUGUUCUAAGGCAGCGCGCUGUCUGUGUGGAGUCGCGGCAGAGUUUCAGAACGGGGGCUCUGGAGAAGGGGCCGCAGCUGCUUUCUCACUGUCCAUCAGCUCCAUUUUUAAACGGGGGGGAAGAAAUGUAUACUGUAAACAAAGCUGGGGCAAAACCCUUAUAUGGGGAGCAGAGUGGUGGCUGAUGGGUAAUUUAGUGUGACGAUGAAACACUGUUCAGUGACGUGGAGCACAUUCCACUUGCUGGGAUUAGUGUGGUCAGACAUUUAAUUGGUAGUAGUUACUCAAUCGCUGGAGUCCACAAAAUGCAAUGAAGUUUUCCAUUUUUGAUUCCUGCAGUUUUUUUUUUUUUUUUUAAUUUUUUAAAUUUUUUUAUUUUUCGGGAAGUCCUUUGCCUUGAGGGAGUUGAACGUUGUCCUUGCAGAGCGAGUCCCACAUGUUGAGAGAAGGUGCAUUACAGUCUAAAGGGAAAUGAACAACCACUUCCUUGUCUUUGGGUGUUUUAUAUGCAUUUGGGAAAAGUCCAGGUUAAUGGAAGCAAUCAGUUUUCCCCUGGAUUGAGAGCAAUAUGAAAUUACCGUUUACCAUGGGAUGAACAAGUUGUACACACUUCUCUAGAAUCGGAAUGCUUUCCGGGUAUAUUAAUUGUCUUUGGUUUGAGUCAUAGUUGAGGCAGCGCUGUAAUUAGAUCACGGAAUGCACAGUGUAAAACCACACAUUUUAUGCAGUAUGUUAAAUGAUCGAAAUAACUGGGGCACGGUAUUUUUGUGUUUGUCAUCAGUAAAGGUGUUUAAAAGGGACCAUUUGUGAUUAGGUUUAAGGUGUCUUUGUUUUCUUUUGACUUGUCAAAAAUGCUCCGCAUUCAGUACAUUGUUGCAUAUUGUGGAUGAAAGCUGUACAUUUUUGUCGACAGGUUCAAAACUGAAUUAAAACGAGGUGAGACUUGUUGGGA